Messenger RNA from Podarcis muralis (Common wall lizard), 4068 nucleotides. RefSeq names its product DDB1 and CUL4 associated factor 8 (gene DCAF8). The record is from RefSeq and is a predicted model, not a curated record. Gene Ontology annotation, cellular component: cytoplasm; peroxisome; Cul4-RING E3 ubiquitin ligase complex. Gene Ontology annotation, molecular function: protein binding. NCBI's taxonomy places the organism in Eukaryota, Metazoa, Chordata, Lepidosauria, Squamata, Lacertidae.
CUCCGCCCGAGAAGGAGGCGGAGGAAGUUCCGAGGCUCCCGUAGCCGCUUUCCUGCCCGGCUUCCCCGCCUCCCUCCCGGCAGACAUGGCGGCGCCCGCCCCGCAAGAGCAGCAGCAGGACGCGGAGCUGGAGGAGCUCCUCGAGAGUGCCCUCGAUGACUUUGACAAGGCCAAGCCAGUCCCAUCGCCUCCCCCUUCAGCUGCCUCCGUCGGGGACGGCAGCGUCUCUGAGAAAUCGCCUGGAGAUGCUGCCAAGGAUUCCCUCUUCGCCUCGCAGGAGAAGUUCUUCCAGGACCUCUUUGAUAGCGAACUGGCCUCCCAGGCCACGGCUGAGUUUGAGAAGGCCAUGAAGGAGUUGGCCGAGGAGGAACCCCACUUGGUGGAGCAGUUCCAGAAGCUCUCCGAAGCAGCAGGCAGAGUCGGAAGCGACUCCAACUCCCAGCAGGAGUUCACUUCCUGCCUGAAAGAGACGCUCAGCGGCUUGGCAAAGAACGCAGACGACCUCCAGAACUCCAGCGUCUCUGAGGAGGAGCUUGCGAAGACCAUGGAAGGCCUCGGCUUGGAGGAAGGAGACGGCGAAGGGAGCCUCCUGCCCAUCAUGCAAAGCAUCAUGCAGAACCUGCUGUCGAAAGACGUGCUCUACCCCUCCCUGAAGGAGAUCACGGAGAAAUACCCAGAGUGGCUGCAGAGCCACCGCGACUCCCUGCCACAGGAGCAGUUCGAGAAGUACCAGGAGCAGCACAGCAUCAUGGGCAGGAUCUGCGAGCAGUUUGAGGCCGAGCUGCCCACCGACGGAGACACGGAGCACAAGGCCCGCUUCGAGAUGGUCCUGGACCUCAUGCAGCAGCUCCAAGACCUGGGCCACCCCCCCAAGGAACUGGCGGGAGAAUCGCCCCCCGGCUUGAACUUCGACCUGGAGGGAAUGAACCUGCCAGACGCAGCCAGCUCGGGAGGAGGAGACCAGUGCCAGAUCAUGCGUCAGUUCUACAGCGCCAGUUCCCAGAGAGCUCCUGGAUCUACUCUGCUCGAAAAGGGAGUCGGGGAAAGGGCGAAUUCACGAGAAAACGCGAUGUCAGACGCAGGAAGUAGCACAGAUGGGAAAACAGAUUUACCCAACGGAAGCUUAUCCAGCAGCCCGGAGGAGAUGUCUGGCGCCACGGAGGGCCAUGAGACGUCCUCAGGGGUGGAGGUCGAGGCUUCUGACCUGAGCCUGAGCCUCACGGGGGACGAGGUGGGGCCCAACCGCACCUACACAGAGAGCUCGGCGGAGGAGAAGGACUCGGACAGCAUGGACGACACGGGCCACUACUCCAUCAACGAGAUGAACCGCACCUACGACCGCUCGCACUCGGAAGAGGAGGAGGAGGAGGAAGAAGAGGAGGAAGAGGAAGAGGAAGAAGAGGUGGAGGCGGCCGAGGCCCAGCGGUCCCGCCGGCGAGCCCAGCGCAAGCGUCCCAACCGGGACCGGGACUCCUCGGACGAUGAGCGGGCCCUGGAGGACUGGGUGGCCUCGGAGACGACGGGGCUGCCUCGGCCGCGCUGGCGGGCGGUGCAGGCACUGCGGGAGAGGGCUCUGGGCUCCUGCGCCCGCUUCAUCCACGAGGCCUGCGGCGCCCAAGUCUUUGUGCAGCGCUUCCGGCUCCAGUACGGGCUGGAGGGCCACACGGGCUGCGUCAACACCUUGCACUUUAACCAGCGCGGCACCUGGCUGGCCAGUGGGAGCGACGACCUCAAGGUGGUGGUCUGGGACUGGGUGCGGAGGCAGCCGGUGCUGGAGUUUGAGAGCGGCCACAAGAGCAACGUCUUCCAGGCCAAGUUCCUCCCCAACAGCGGGGACUCCACCCUCGCCAUGUGCGCCCGGGACGGCCAGGUCCGCGUGGCCGAGCUCUCUGCCACCCAGUGCUGCAAGACCACCAAGCGGGUGGCCCAGCACAAGGGGGCUUCGCACAAGUUGGCCCUCGAGCCAGACUCCCCCUGCACUUUCCUCUCGGCUGGCGAAGACGCCGUGGUCUUCACCAUUGACCUGAGACAAGACCGGCCAGCUUCGAAGCUGGUGGUGACGAAAGAGAAGGAGAAGAAGGUGGGCCUCUACACCAUCUACGUGAACCCGGCCAACACCCACCACUUUGCUGUCGGGGGCAGAGACGAGUAUGUCAGGGUCUAUGACCAGCGGAAGAUCAACGAGAACGAGAACAACGGGGUGCUGAAGAAGUUCUGCCCUCACCACCUGGUGAACAGCGAUUCAAAAGCCAACAUCACUUGUUUGGUCUACAGCCACGAUGGGUCAGAGCUUGUGGCCAGCUACAACGACGAGGACAUCUAUCUCUUCAACGCGUCCCACAGCGACGGAGCCGAGUACCUGAAGAGAUACAAGGGGCAUCGGAACAACGCCACAGUGAAGGGCGUCAACUUCUACGGCCCCAAGAGCGAGUUUGUGGUGAGCGGCAGCGACUGCGGGCACAUCUUCCUGUGGGAGAAGUCGUCCUGCCAGGUGGUGCAGUUCAUGGAAGGCGACCGAGGAGGCGUGGUCAACUGCCUGGAGCCCCACCCUCACCUCCCAGUCUUGGCCACCAGCGGUUUGGAUCACGACGUCAAGGUCUGGGCCCCGACGGCGGAGGUGCCCACCCAGCUCACCGGCUUGAAGGAGGUGAUAAAGAAGAACAAGCGAGAGCGGGACGAAGACAGCCUGCACCACACGGACAUGUACGAGAGCCACCUGCUCUGGUUCCUGAUGCACCACUUCCGACAGAGGCGGCACCACCGGCGCCGAAGAGAUCCAGGCACCGGGGCGACGGACAGCGACUCGGACGAAUCCCCCAGCUCCUCUGACACGUCGGACGAUGACGAGGAAGGCCCGGAUCGGGUGCAGUGCAUGCCUUCUUGAGACCCCCCCCCCCGAGGAUGAGGAAGAGGUGGGGGCGUAAAGAGUGUGCAGACUUGAAUCGGCAACAAGAUGCGCACCACUUUGAAUUGCCAUCUGUCCCCCCUCCCUGCUUUUUACUGAAACACCAAGGAAAGCCCCCCCCGCCCCCCCCGCCCUCCUUGUCGCUUGCCCUCCCCCAGGGGCAACCUGCUUGGCAUUAAUUGCACUUGGACUUUGCUUUGAGGGGGGCAGGGGGGGACACAAACAUGGGACACCCUGGGAUCCCCUUCUGCUCUCCCCCUCCCUCCUCCUCUCUCUCUCUCUCUCUCUGCCUCGGUUUUGGCAUGGGGAGGAGGGAGGCCUGCCCCCUUCCACCCCCCCAUUUCCCCAGAGGCAUGGGGUGGGGGGAGUGGGGAGGGAAGGGGCUUGGUUGCUGAACCCCCCCCCCCCGGCCAUUCCCUGUGAAGCUUCCUUUUGAGUGAGCUGAGUUCGGGUUCUGCCUCCCUCCUCCUCUCCUUUCAGAUGUUGGUGUGAGCCCCAAAGGGGGCAUUUUUUUGGAGGUUUUGUGCUUUUUUCUCCCGCCCCCCCCCACUCCCGUUUUUGAGGAGCGCCCUUGCUUGCCCGCUUUCAGGAUGAGCAAACUUGGACUCUUUGCUUUAUUUCUGAUUACAUUUUCUUUUUUUCAAGGGGGGGGCGUUCUUCUCCCUCCGCCUCCUGUUUUUUGUGUUCUUCCUUCAGCAGAGUUUUAGAGGCAUGAAGAACCCCCUUUUGCAGUCUAGAGCUUGCCUUGGCCCCCUCGGACGCCCCUUCGCCCAACCUUUUCAGAGAGUAAAGGGUUUUUGGUUUUGGUUAAGAGAGGUUUAAAUGCAGAGAGGAGUCGUGGGGCUGAUUCCCUCCCCUUUUGCGGUGGGGAGGGGGGCUCACUGCUGCCCUGCGGAGGGAGAGGGGUUCUCGUGGGAUCCCCUCCAUUUGCCCGAAGGUUCUUUGUGUUUCAUUUCCCCCCGCUCCCCUUCCCUUUAAAAAAUAAUCUUAUUUGUUUUCGAAAACAACUGCCCUUCCCCCCCCCCAUCGCUGUUUAGAGGCCUAAUUUUAUAUGUAUUAAACAAGACAAGAACCAAAUUAAAACUUGGAUGUUAUCAAGUUAAAAUUAUUGUAAAAGUUUAAAUAUAUAUAUUAUAUAAAUGCAAUAAAAGAAUUGAGAGACA